Molecule: messenger RNA, 649 nt
Organism: Astrephomene gubernaculifera
Lineage: Eukaryota; Viridiplantae; Chlorophyta; Chlorophyceae; Chlamydomonadales; Astrephomenaceae
Source: the annotation of a GenBank genome assembly
GGGGGAGCCAUGGGCGGAUGAGGUUUCCUCCCUGCUGCUGGGCCUGUUGGAGCUCAGCGGCCGCCGCUACCUGGGCCGCAGUCUGCUGGCGGAGGCGGCAGCGGGGGCGGCAGCAGCGGGGGCCAGCAACAGCAGCAGCAGGCAGGCUGCGGCCACGGACCCGGCGACGGGGGCUGUGGCUGCGGCGGCAGCACCGGUUGCCUCUCCCCCCGUGGCUGAGGAGGAGCGUGCGGGUGUGUUUUGGGAGGCGCCCUUCCCGCUGCUGGUGCAGGACGACUCCCCCGAUGCGCUGCUGGAGUACGUCAACCGCACCGGCCUGCAGCUGCUGCGGCUGCCCAGCUUCCAGGCUGCCACCGGGGGGGUGAGCCUGGCGGGGCUGAUGGACCCGCAGCACCCGCCCUCGCACACCGACUGGGCCUGGGCUUGCAGCGAGGCGCUGGAGAAGCCGGAGAGGCACUCCACCAUCCCCAUCCUGCGCCUGCGCAUCCCCUCCUCCUCCUCCUCCUCCUCCGCCCCCUCCUCCUCCCCGCCCACGCUGGUGGAGCUUGUGCGUGUGACGGUGUUCGCAGUGGACUCACUGGAGGGGGAGCCCAUCGGGGUGGCGCUGACGGCGGCGGAGUGGCGGGUGCUGCCGGGAGCCGGGCAGGGG